AUGUCUGGAAAUUCUUCUGAUAACGUUUACCUUUACAGUGCUAGCCAUGUCGCACCGAUCAUCUUUUCCAUCCUUGUCGUCAUAUCGCUCUUCCUCCAUAUCUACCAGUACCUGAAGUACCGUCUGCUAGGGAUGAGCUUCUUCAUGCUUUGGGGUGGCGCCGUCUUCAGUUGCGGCUGGAUCCUGCGUUCAAUCUCGACAUACCACCCUGCAAACCUCAACCUCUUCAUUGCACAGUAUAUCUUCAUCUAUGCAGGACCCCCGAUUUAUGCGACCGCGGAGUAUAGCGUUCUAGGCCGUCUGCUCAGCUAUGUGCCCAUGCAUACACCUUUGCACCCGGAACGUGUGACCUACGUCUUCAUCUAUCUGGGUGCUGCAGUCGAGGGUCUUACUGCUGCUGGAGCAAGCCUCGUAGCGACAACAAACGCCGAUCAGCUCAGUAUCCGUCAGACAGGCUAUACUCUGAUCAGUGUAUCUGUGGUCUUGCAGGGCGUCGUGGAAUGCGUCUUCAUCGGCAUAGUCGCUUUGAUACAUGUGCGAUGUAGAAGAAGCCACAUGAUGACUAGAAUUAUCCGCCGAUCGUGUAUGACACUUUACGGCACCUCAACACUGGUCUUAGUACGCUGCAUCUUCCGAGCUAUCGAAUCGUUCACCACUUUCUCAACUGGAGGUCAAUGCGAUGGUCUUUGUCGUCAGAUGCUGUUUCAUGAGUGGUAUCUUUACGUUUUUGAAGCACUGCCCAUGGUUCUCUAUACUUUUUGGCUCAAUUGGAGGCACCCCGGCUCGCUGUUGCCCAGAGAAAAGAAUGUAUAUCUUGACCAAGAAGGCUUGGUAGAGCGUUUGGGUCCUGGUUGGGUUGACAAGCGAUCUAAGCUGCAUACCUACAUGGAUCCCUUUGACCUGAGAGGUUUCAUGGGCGGCUGUCCUAAUCACGAGGAACACUGGACACAAGGAGAAAGAUGGCCGGAGUAUCACAGGGAAAAGGGAAGCGCUCUGUAA
This is a messenger RNA of Aureobasidium subglaciale EXF-2481, 999 nucleotides long. RefSeq lists its product as uncharacterized. The coding region runs from base 1 to 999 and encodes 332 amino acids. Lineage: Eukaryota; Fungi; Ascomycota; Dothideomycetes; Dothideales; Saccotheciaceae. Gene Ontology annotation, cellular component: membrane. The transcript has 2 exons. The record is from RefSeq and is a predicted model, not a curated record.